Molecule: messenger RNA, 20406 nt
Organism: Nomia melanderi (Alkali bee)
Lineage: Eukaryota; Metazoa; Arthropoda; Insecta; Hymenoptera; Halictidae
Source: RefSeq, a predicted model, not a curated record
CGGGUGGAGCGAUUCCAAGCUUAGACGAGAAAGCAGACCGCUGCGAGACGAACUGUAUUCGAUUUAAACUCGGACUUUCUUCGGCAGACGCUUUGCUCUCGCUCGUGUGUUACACUUCCUGCAGAAGGAGGAGGAGGAGCCUUUUACAAUAUAUAUCGAGAAGCUGGAAAUUUAAGAGGGAGAGUAGACGGGAGCAAGCAGACGUAGAGAGUAAUGAGUGCCACGGAUCCUACCGGUGAAGGUGGAGGAGGAGGAGGAGGAGGAGGAGGAGGAGGGGACGAAACCACUACAACAUCGCCGUCGAAUGUUGAACAGAAUAUGUCUCCGGUUACUCCGGUGACCGGCAGUGUAAUGCCACCGGGAUCUCAGCAGCAUCCACCGCCGUCGCCUUUAAGUGGUUGCUACCUUCUCGUCGUGCUUCCAGAACCUCACACCGCGCAACACAAAGAUCUCAUUCUGAAUCGUCUUUCGAAAGGAUUCCUGUCGUGGGACAAGGACAGCUGUCACGUAGACUUGGAGAAAGAAUUAUUGGCCUUGGUAGCACAAGCCCCGGAGGGUGAAGAAGCUCGAAACGGCGAACGACUGAUUCAAUACGCUACCGAGAAUCUUGUUACGGAAGUUCUGAUCCACCCGCAGACGAACACGUUGUUACAAUGCAUCCGUAAUCUCCUCGCGAGUUUCACGAAACAUCGACACAUCAUACACGCAGGAUAUACCUUUGGCGGAAACGGUUCCUGGAUACUGCAAGAUGGAACGUUCAGCAUUGCCGAUUUUUUGGAUGCGUUCAGCGAGCACGAGGUGCAACGAGUUUUACGCGCUUACGAGAACAGCGUCACGGUGGACAUUCAUUGCUCGGGUGUUGGCGACUGGACAACAAAUCGAUUGUCCAAAGAAGCUUGCACCAGAUCCUGCAGGGUCAGAGUGAAUCCUGACGAUGUUCUUACCGCUGGGGUACCAGCGAUCACCAGUUUUAUCAAUUACGUGGGACAAUAUCUGAUUGCUCAGACACUGGAUCAAUUGAUGGAGCCGUCCGAUAUUGUGGGCAACAUUAGAUUUAGUCAUCCAACUUUAUACGUCUUCCCGGGCGGGCAGGGCGACGCCGCUCUGUUCGGUAUCAACGGAUUUAACAUGCUCGUGGACGGAGGUUUCGCGAGGAAAGCUUGCUUUUGGGACUUUACCAGACAUUUGGACCGCCUCGACGCAGUUCUGGUCACUAGAAUAAACAAUAGCAACGUCGGGGGAAUGUUCAGCGUUCUCCGAAAGAAGAAGGAGAUGCACGUUUAUCCCCAAAUAGGACACUUCUUCUGCAAUCUAGUCGAGAGGAGACAGUCGAAUUCACCCGACGGGGACAAAGAUAUCGACCCGCUGAUCUUGAAUCUUACCGAUCUCGGCCAAGAAAUGGUUCUCAAUCUACGUCACAUCAAUUUACGAGCACACCCGUGCUACAGGGAUCCGGAUCCGAUCAACCUGUAUCACAAAGUGGGACACGGCACGCUGGACAUGUACGUUCUCAGCCCCAGCAAGGACAGCCGGGAGGUCCGGGAGUUCCUGGCGAAAUGGCAUGCGGCAGAUUUGAAGAUGUUCGCAGGCUCGCAUAAGAAGGAUUCGAAUAACCUAACGUUUCCGAUUCAAAAUCUCGUAUCGAUAUGCGCGCUCCUCGUCUGGCAGCCGGCUAAUCCCGAGGACACCAUUACGAGGAUUCUAUUCCCCGGCAGUACACCGCAACACAAGAUUUUCGAAGGCUUCGAGCGGUUGAAACACUUGGAGUUCCUAAAGCAUCCGGUUUGCUCGGCCAAGAGCCUCUCGCCGUCUACGUCUCUGGCUACGUUGCGGGACAAACCGGCGAAACAAAAGUUGGGCCUGUUCGACAAAGAAGGAAUGCCGAGGAGGGCGAUAGACGCGAAAAGGGAGAAGAAGGAACCGGUAACAGCGGCCAGCGACGCGAAAACCAUCAAAUCCACCGACGAUUCACAGGGGAAAGGUGCACCGCAAAUUAUACCUACCAAGCAAGCGGCUAAAAUUGACACGAAACUUCGCAAGGUCGUGGACAACAAGAAGAUGGAGGUGGAAGGGAAAGAGAGCAGGAAAAUUGAAAAAGAGCUGAGAGAGGGGAAGAAGGAGGCUCCGGUGAAGAAGGAGGUUUCGAAGAUCGACAAGUCUCCAGCGAUCGAGAAGUCGGACAAGCCGGAGGACAAGUCGGAGAAACAGGAGGAGGAGACCGGGAAGAAGUUGGAUGGUUCGGUGAAACUGGAGGCGGACAAACCGAUCGUUCCUGCGAAGGAAUCGAAGCCGGCGAAGGGCGAAUCGAAGAAGAGGGACGCGGCGAAAGGCGUCGGUGGCGUCAAGGCCGGGAAAACCGAGGCACCGUCGAAACCGAAGGCCGCCGAGAAGCUGGUCGAGAAGGCGGCCGAGAAAAGGGCGAAGCAGCCAACCGUGGACAGGAAGGAAACCGGCGUGGCGGUGAAGCUGUCGCCGACGACUCCGAAGAAGAGCGUGAACGGCGUCGCCAGCAGGACCGAGAUAUCGAGAGCGGCCGUGGCCAAGGGGAGAGCACUCAAGUCUGCGACCGCGCCCCCGGCGAAAAGCGCGAAGGACGCGAACAACCGUAAGGUCGUGGAGCUGAAGAAGAUCGAGAGGUCCGCGAUCAAGGAAGCGGCGAAGGACGGGAGCGGCGUGACCGCGCCGGCAGAUCUGAAAGCCGAGCCCGUACACGUAGCUCCGGUUGUCGCUGGCAAAGAGGAGAAGGAACCGCCUUCGUCGGAUCAUCGAGAACCGUUCGUCGAAGAGGCGAAAGGUGCGGUGACCGAGACUACCCCGAAAUUGGACGAGAAGGACGAGAAGGAUGAUUCCGGGAAGAAAGACAGCGAAGAUGCGACCAAAGAACCGUCCAGCUUGAGCCCGGACAAGUUGGAUUCCUCCGAGAAGAAGACCACAGACACGGACAUGAAGCCGGAAGUUGAUCAGAGGGAGCAAGUCCCAUCUCAGAAGCUCGAGGAAUCCCAGGAGCGCAUCUCUACUUUGGAGUCCGGCGCGACGACCACGGCGCCGACUCUUCCUGAGGACGAACGCAUACCGAUGGACGAAAUCAAGGAGGACAUCGACGAGAAACACAUCGUCGAGGACGUCAAGGAGAAAGACGCUCCUCCGAUGAAGGCCAAGCAAGACGCUCCCGCCACUGGUCCCAUGACCGCGAUCGGAACCGGAGCGGCAACCGCUGUCGCCGGCAUGACCGCGACCACGACCGUCGACACCGGCGCUGUUGUUACCGGCAGCGCCGGCAGGUUGGCGCGAACCGUACCAACCACGGGAAUCAAACCCGACGUUCAAGUGUUCGACGUCCGUCAAACCGGGCCAUGCUUGCAGCGCGACAUUGUCAAAACACCGGACGAGGUCGCCGAUUUGCCGGUUCACGAAGAAGUCGACCCGAAAUUCUACAGAAUGGAGGACUUUGAGAAAGAAAAGGAAGAGAAGGCUGUGCCGUUGCCGCAAGAGAUCAAAGAACCACCGACUCCACCGGUUAAGGAACAAAAAGGCGUUUUCAGCUUUUUCGGUAAGGUCGCCGAUAAGUUUGAGAAGGGUAUCGACAAGUUGACCAAAAAGUCGAAAAGAGACCAAGAGAAGGACACCGAGGACAAAUCCUCGUCGAAGUCCAGCUCACCGAAGGAGGCUAAGGGACAAGAGAAGACGCUUCUCGAAGACGUUGACAUGGAGAAAAUGUUCCCGAAAGUGACCGGUAGGCCGACCGAGAAGGUAGCGACUCGCGACGAAGCGGCAGUGACCGAUAAGAGAAUAACGGUACCCGAGGAAAAGGAGCCUGUCGAUUCCCUUGUCGCGCGAGACGAGGCGAAACCUGCGAUCGUCGGACCGUCGGAUGCCGAGCGGAUCACGGACGCAGCCAAGGACGUACCUUUACCACAGGCCGAACCCGCCGGUGUACCGACAGCGCCGCCGGACAAGUCGAAACUAGAGAAAGACAAAACGCCGAAAGAGGAGACCGUCCAGGGUGAGAAGGUACAAAUAACCGUUUGCGAAGCGUCGAAGAAACCCUCGAGGAAGACGAAAGAUGCUUCGAGAGAUUCGUUCGAGUCGCUGGAAGACGAGAUCGUCGGUUUGCCACGCGAAACUCUACCGAUAAAGGACGCCGUUAAAGACACGUUGGAGGGUGUUGUCGAGAAACUGGAGGAAAUGCAGCCGCAAAUCGAGACCGCGUCACCCGACGCGCUGACCAAGCCAUCGGAUAAAGUGCAAUUCGAUAUCGGCAAGGACGAAGAAGGAUUGGACGCGGAGCACGGCGAAGAAGCGGUGGCCGGAGCUGUGAGGGACCUUAAAGAAGCCGUGCGCGACGUCGGUGAAGUUCUCGCGGGAACGGUCGGUAUCGACAUCGACGAUAAACCGAAGGAUGUCACGGAGAUCGUGAGGAAAGUUGCCGAGGUCCUAAGGGAGGAUGACUUUCUUUCGGACAAGGCGUUGUUUGGAACAGAAACGAUCAAAGAGGGAAAACCAUUGUCGCCGACCGCGGCUGAAACGAAACAGGAAGCGAAGGCAUUCGUGUCGGAAAGUGUGCCGAGUAAACGGGCCGACGACCGCGACCAAUUGCCGGACACCAAACCCGCCGUUAUGCCGACGAAAGUGGGUAUCACCGAAGAGUUCUCGCCGCACGAGGAAGUCGCGGAGCUGAUCGCAGAAACAACGACAGCGCCCAUUGUUUCGCCUUACAAAUCGGUCGAUACGAUUCAAGCGGCCGAUGAGUCUCGCGCGAAAACAGUAACGGAAACCGAAGCGGUUACAUCUCCGAAAGACGAAGCGAAAGACGAGGAGAAAGACAAAGUCACAGACGAUGCGAAGCGUCGACAAGAUGCCAAAGAAAUCUGUGCAGAAUUGUUGAAGGAAGAUUCGGUCUCCAGAGACGAGGUAGAAACCGACGUCCAUGCGCGACCAGCGGAUUCUUCCGUGGUCGACGUGAUGGAGGCCGGUUUGGAAACCGUAUGCGUCAAGGGAGCAGUUGAAGCGUCCUUCGACGAAAAACACCGAGAAGCGAUAGAAGAGUCCGUGAUCGGUUUCGAUCAAAAGAUUUCCCCAGCGAAGGCGGAAAUUGUCACGAUCUCGCCUGGUUCGACGCCCACAUCGCCAAAAUUUGUCACCGAAAAGAUAUGCGACACUAAAACGGAGAAAAGGGAAUUGGACGUCGCCGAUAACAUUCCCGCCGAUAUAAAGGCUAUCGUCGACGAUACCAGUCGCUUGGUGCAACAAAUAAUCGAGGAGCUUGUAAUCAGAAAAAAGAGAAUAACGAUCGAAAUUAUAGAAUAUAUCAUGGUGGUGAAACGUGUUCCCAGGGAACGUGUGAUAUACAUUAUCGAAGAGAUAAUUGUGAGCAAAGGAUAUUCGCGAGCAGACGUUGUCGACGACGAACAAGUUUUAAAACUCGACGAAUCGAUCACACCAGAGUUGAAAAAGGAGCUCGAGGAAUAUAUUAUCAACGAAUACGUGGUGAAGGGAAAAGUGAUUACUAUCAUAAUAAUUGAGGAAAUCUCGGUGAAAUUGAUGAUCCCGAGAACGAUCGUUAUUCGAAUUAUUCGAGAACUUGUAACCAGAAAGGACAUUACUGUACGAAUCGAUCCUUCGUUCGAGUCACAACUAGACGAAAUUGAGCAUCGGGAACGCCGAGAAGAAGUCUCAUCUGUUCCGGAGGUAGAUAGGAAACCAUCUGUUCCGGAAGUAGAUAGAAAACCAUCUGUAGAAAAGGAGAAGGAGAAGGAGAAGGAAGAGGAAAAGGAGGAGGAGGAGGAGAAAGAAGAGAAACGGGUAAAAGAAGAAGAGGGAGAGGAGGAAAGGAAAGACAUGAAAGCGGAGAAGGAAAGCGAGAAACAGGAGGAAAGGGAGAAGCAAAAAGCGGAGCAAGUUGAAGAGGAAAUGGAAGAAGCGGAGGAAGACGGUUUUGUUACCAUUGGCAGAAAAGUUUCAAAAGAAAGAAUCGAUACUGAUGUAAAGACGGAGUCUUCUGUUCAAGCGAUGGAAAAGAAACGAUCCAUCGAUGAAAUACACGAGAAAGACAUUAUCGAUGACUUCGAAGCUGUCGAACAAGAGUAUAAAGUGCACGACGUUCGAGUUACCUCUCCUGGAGAGGUGGUCUCCAGCGUUUCAACCAAGCCAAUUGAAACCGAGGAAAAAGAGUAUGCGGAGGAGGCAGUCGAAGACACUGCGAGCGACGUUGUUGAAGCGGACGAAAAGUUUGUUCACGAAACCAAAGAGAAGGUAGAGGAAAAGGAAUCUCGCAUGGAUGAUGGAGAAAUCAUUGCAUUGGACACGGAGAAAUUAGAAAGGAAGCCAUCGAAAGAUCUCGCUACUUCGAUAGACGCAACGGAAGUGUCGGAAACGUUCGACGCCGUUGAAAAGUACUUGGACGAAGCAAAAGAGAAAACAGACGCGAAACCGAUCAUCGACAAGCUUGCCGAAUCCGCAGACACAUUGGCAAAAACGAUCGAGCAAUCUGCUGUUGGGGAAAAGCCAACCGAACGCGCCGAAAAAGUGUUGCAGAAACCAGCGGAGGAAGCCGCACCUGCUCUCGAAGACGAGAAAGUCGCGGAUCGACUUGACGCAAAGAGCACCGAGAGCGCGGUCACCGUCUCUCCAGAGAAAUCCGAACAAGAGGGAAUCGACGAGGACAAAUCGAGAGAUGCGACGCUGAAGGCUGUGGAACCAGCCGCGAAAUUAGCGGAUGCUACGGGGAGAGCGGCCGAGCCGAAAAUUCAGUUGAUUCAAAUGGAAGGGGUGGAACGUUCGAAGCCGGAAGAGUCGACAGAACGGAAAGAGGGUAAGAGUCCCGAUCGCGAUUCGAUAUCCGACGUAAAAGUCGACAGGCGGGAUUCGAAGGAAGUCGGAGCUGAACCCGAACGAGAGGAGGCAGAAGAACCUUUCGUUGACAAGAAACACGCCAUCGAAGAGAAGGGGGGACAGAAGCUCGUCGAUGAAGAUACAGGUUCCGUUCGGCGAAUGUUAGUUACUGCGAGCAGCGAAGACGGUGGGCACGAAACCGAGAUUUGUCCCACUGGUACCAUCAUCUUCACGAAAACAGUCACGCCGGACGAUUCUCUGAAAGAUGUGUCCGUAAAAUCAACGCCCGACAAAGAUUCGUUGCUUCUGGAUAAAGAUUCGCUUCGUUCCGGCACUAGCAGUCCGGAGAAGGAUAGUAUCUCUGAGAGGUCGGUCCCAGAAGCCAAGGACGUCGGAAAGAUCACGCCCGAAGACAGCUUGGAUAAAUCGCCACUCGACACGCGAGGCUCGCAAGAUCUCGAAGACAGUUUGGAGAAGGUUGGAGUUGGCAAGCCAACGGAAAUCAGCAGCGUUUCUCCUUCCAUUGAGUCGAAAACACCGAAAUCUAUGCCGACGAGCGAACAAGAUUCUCCGAAAGUGAAGUCACCGGACCAAGUGUCGGUUACCGAUGCAGAAAUUACCGGAUCCGUGGCAGAGGUAGGAGUAUCGAAGACACCCGAGUCGAUUCAUUCGGAGGCUGUUUCACCCGCGGAAACUAUUUUCGCAAAGUCGCCCACGGAAAAACAGAAGAUCGGUGAAAUCGUGCCGAAAAUGGAUGACGUCCUGCCCACGGAAGCAGCAGCGUCGCUUGCGAAAAUGAUUUGUCCCGAGAAACCGACGGAUAUCACGGGAAUUACUACUACCACUACUUCAGCUACCACCGAUGCCACUGUCACAACUGUGACGACGAUGACAACACCGACGAGCGUUAAGCAGGACGAGAGAGAAGUCGAUCGCGUUGAGAAGGAUAUAUCACCAAUUGCAACCGCUCGAGACCUCGAAGAAAAGAAAUUGAGCCCAGCAGCUGAAUCAGUCGGUAUUCCUGCGGAACAAAUUGCUUCGAAGGACAGUGCGUCUCCGACGAUCGAUGAUGUCAAGACUGUUCCAGACAAAGUCACCGCGAAGACUGAGCAAUUAGAGAUCUUCGACUUGGUAAAAGUUGAAGCGAAACAAACUACAGACAUCAAAGAUCGCGCAAUCGACGAUAGGAGCCCUGUUGGCGACGCGAAAGAGGCGGAGGAUCGAUUGAAAACCUCGAGUGUAACCAUCGAUAAGCCGGACUUGGAAGGUGAACCCGACAAAUCGGUUGAAAAGUCCAGAUCGCCUAGUGUCGCGAGCGCGCUCGGUGAGCCGAAGGGACCGGUCGAUCGCUCGAAAUCUCCAAGUAUCGCGAGCGAGAAGUCCGAUGAGAAGGAUAUCGACGAAAGAAUUACCGUUGAGGAAACAUCGGGUCCCAUAGUCGACAAAGUCGGUACGGAACACGUCGACGAGCAUAGCGUCGCAGGUGAAAUUGCUAGCCUGGAAGAUGCGGCUGAAAAGCCAGUUGAGAAAUCUAGAACGCCUCCUCCUACUCCUGAAAAACCCGACACACUAGACACGCUGGUAAAACCACUUGACAAGUCUAGUGCGCAGAGCCCAUCUGCCGACUUUAAAGAAACAAUAGAACGCUCGAGAUCGCCAAGCGUUACAAGCGAGAAACCGAUAGUUGGCCCGGACGGCGAGCAUGACAAAGCACUUUUAAAAUCUAGAUCGCCGAGCUUAUCCGUCGUUUCUGGUGAAUCCAGCGAGAUUGUAGAGCCCGCCAAAUCAGCAAGCGUUUCCAGCGAGAAAGAAGGGCCAGAAUUGAAAGAUAUCGAUGAAACGGCAGUGGAUCGAUCCAGACCGGCCAGUAUUUCCAUUGAAAAGCCCGAAGCAACUGAUGAAAGGAAAACACCACCGCAGGAUAAACUUGCGUCGCCAACCGCAACAACGUUGAGUGCUGAUUCCAAAGAUGUCGACAAACAAAUAUCCGGAGAGACUAAACCGAUCAGUGUACCAAGUCUGCCCGUUGAAUCAAAGGAAGAACCGCGCGAUGAGUCAAAAUCGCCGAGUGUUCUCAGAGACAUGCCUGAAUUGAAAGAUCACGAUGAGUCUGCGAUCGAAAAAUCGAAAUCCAUCAGCACGACUCCCGAGAAACCUGACGUAAUCGACGUCGAUCAGAAAGACGUAAGGAAAUCAUUGUCACCGAGCUUAACGAGCCCAAUUCGCGAUUCGAAAGAAACAACAGACGAACCUCGGUCACCCGGGGCUGUCAGUGAUAAAGUCGAUACAGAAGCAAGCGAGGAAAAACCAUUGGCAAAGUCUAGAUCGGCCAGCGUAGCAACCGUCUCCGAUGAACCACUUUCAAAGGAGCCGGCCGAUCGGUCCAAGUCGCCAAGCAUCGCCAGCGAGAAACCCGAAUUGGAGGAUGUCCGUGAAACCGUAACAGAAAAAUCCAGAUCUCCCAGUAUAACUGCCGAUAAAGCUGAUUCGAUAGCUGUCGACGACAAAGUCAUAGAGAAAUCUAGAUCACCAAGUGUCUCGAGUGAACCUAAAGAACUCCUCGAUCAUUCAAAAUCCCCCAGCAUCUCCAGCGAGAAACUAGAAUCGAAGGACCUACGUGAAACUGUGACAGAGAAAUCCAGAUCUCCCAGUGUAACCCCAGAUAAGCCUGGCGCAGCAGACGUUGCUGAGAAAACUCCAGAAAAGUCUAGAUCGCCCAGUGUUUCAGCCGAUGCGAAGGAACCCAUUGACCAUUCCAAAUCACCUAGCAUCGCUAGCGAAAAACCCGAAUUAGAGGAUCUGCGUGCAUCUGUAACAGAAAAAUCCAGAUCUCCCAGUGUAACUGCCGACAAGUCCGAUACGGGAGUUAUCGAUGACAAACAGCUUGAGAAAUCCAGAUCGCCUAGUGUUUCAGGGGAACCUAAGGAACCCAGUGAGCAUUCAAAGUCGCCUAGCAUUGCUAGCGAAAAACCCGAAUUAGAGGAUGUACGUGAAUCUGUAACAGAAAAAUCCAGAUCUCCCAGUGUAACUGCCGACAAAUCCGAUACGGGAGUUAUCGAUGACAAACAGCUUGAGAAAUCCAGAUCGCCUAGUGUUUCAGGGGAACCUAAGGAACCCACUGAUCAUUCAAAGUCGCCUAGCAUUGCUAGCGAAAAACCCGAAUUAGAGGAUGUACGUGAAACUGUACAUGAGAAAUCCAGAUCGCCCAGCGAGAAACCUGAGUCGGUGGAUUUACGGGAGGCUGUAACAGAAGAACCCAGAACUUCCAGUACAAUUACUGAUAAGCCUGAUACGUUACGUAUUGAUGAGAAAGUAUCAGAAAAGUCUAGAUCGCCCAGUGUUUCAGGAGAUGCAAAGGAGCCUGUUGACCAUUCAAAAUCACCUAGCAUCGCCAGCGAGAAAGCUGAAUUGGAGGAUGUACGUGAAACUGUAACAGAGAAAUCCAGAUCUCCCAGUGUAACUCCAGAUAAGCCUGGCGCAGCCGACGUUAGUGAGAAAGCUCCAGAAAAAUCCAGGUCGCCUAGCAUUUCAGUGGAACCUAAGGAACCCAUUGAUCGUUCAAAAUCGCCAAGCAUCACCAGCGAAAAGCCUGAAUUGGAGGAUCAAAAAGAAACUGCGAUAGAAAAAUCCAGAUCUCCGAGCGUUUCGGAUGAAGCUAAAGAACCCUCUGAUCGUUCAAAGACGUCGAGUAUAGCUAGCGAGAAGCCCGAGUUGAGGGAUCUCGAAGACGGCGUGGCCGAAAAGGCUAGAUCCGCUAGUAUUAUUGGUGAAAAGCUUGAAACCACAACUAUCGAAGACAAGACAUCCGACAAGUCCAGAUCGCCUAGUGUUACAAGCGUGACAAGCAUUACGAGCGCAGCCGGUGAAUCAAAGGAACAGGCUGACCGUUCAAAAUCGCCAAGUGUCGCCAGCGAAAAGCCGGAAUCGAAAGUCGUGGGUGAGUCUACGAUCAGUGGAUCCAGAUCUCCUAGUACAACUACCGACAAACCUGACGUAACAGAGAUCGAUGAUGACAAAGCAUUCGAAAAGUCCAGAUCGGUCAGUGUGUCCAGUGGUCUGGGUGAACCUAAAGCAUCGACCGAUCAUUCGAAAACACCGAGCAUUACCGACGAAAAACCAGAAUUAGAGGAUGUUCGCGAGACCACAGCUGUAGAAUCGAAAGCUCCCAGUACGGCUGCCGAGGAACUCGAGAAAUCUAGAUCGCCCAGUGAAUCGAGCGUUUCAGCCGAACGCAAGGAAUCAUUCGAUCGUUCAAAGUCGCCGAGCAUAGCUAGCGAAAGAACAGAAGCGAAAGAUGUCGGUGAAAUCGUGCUUGAGAAAUAUUCACCUUCUGCCACAGCUGCAGCUGCAGAGAAGCCAGACAAGUUGGCGGAAGACGCAGACAAAACACCGGAAAAAUCUGUAUCACCCAGCGCUACGAGCGUCACAAGCGUUACAAGCGUGACAAGCGUGACAAGCGUGACAAGCGUCACAAGCGCUACGAGCGUGCCAGACGAGCAAAAGGAAGUUGGUUCGACUGAUCUAUCGAAAUCACCUAGUUCUGCCAGCGUGAAAAGCGAGACAAAAGUAAUCGAUGAGAAAGUGUCGGAAAAGUCUAGAUCGCCGAGUGUUACUAGUGUCUCCAUUGAACCAGAUGAAUCGGCUGAGGGUUCGAAAUCGCCAAGCGAGAAAGCCGAAAUUAAGGAUUCCGAUGACAGUGUGCCGGGAAAAUCGAAAUCUCCCAGCACGACCACCGAUAAAGCUGAUCUGAGAGACUUCGAUGAGAAAGUACUCGAUAAAUCCAGAUCGGACAGCGUCACCAGUCUUUCCGGCGAAUCGAAGCAAGUCGGUUCGACCGGUGGCUCUAGAUCGCCAACCGUAGCACCCGCGGAACACGAACCGAAGCGUGCCGAUGAUGUGGUGAGCAGGAAAUCCGUAUCUCCGAGUACAGAUAUCGAAAAGGCAGACGCAACGGACGAUAAGUCUGGAUCCCCGCCGCGUAUGGCGAGCCCGCGCGACGAUUCGAAAGUAAUCGAGGAAAAAGUACUGGACAAGUCCAGGUCAGCCAGCGUUACAAGCGUUUCCGGUGAACCGAAAGAACUCGAUUCGGCUGACGGUUCGAAAUCGCCGAGCAUCUCGAGCGAGAAGUCUUCGGUGAAAGCUGUCGACGAACCUGUACUCGAAAAGUCCAGAUCUCCCAGUAUAGUUGCCGAGAAGCCUGUCGCGACGGACAUCGACGCGAGAAAGCUCGACGAAGCUAGACUAACGGACAGGACUAGUCGGAGUCCGACUCUGAGCGCGAGUUUGAGCCCAAGCCCGGAUGGUGAUUCGACAGGAAUGGCGGAUCGCUCCAAGUCUUCCAGCAUUCCAAGCGAAAAAGUUGAUUCGAAGGCGAGCGAGGAAAAAGUGCUGGAAAAGUCUAAAUCGGCCAGCAUGACGAGCGUUUCCAGUGAACCAAAGGAGCCCGUUGCCGCUGACCGUUCGAAAUCUCCAAGUGUCGCCGGCGAGCAGUCCGAACUGAAAGAUCUCGAUGGUACAACCGUCGAAAAGCUCGAUGCCGACGGCACAGCACCAGAGAAAUCCAGAUCGCCGAGUGUCGCGAGUCCGGUUGUCGAUUCGGCUGGAUCGAUCGCUUCGGAUCGUUCGAAAUCACCCAGCGUUGUCGGCGAAAGAGACGAGACGAAAGUAAUGGACGAUAAAGUAGCGGAACAGUCGAGAUCUGCCAGCGUCACGAGCGUUUCCGGCGAGGCAAAAGAACCGAUUGAUCGUUCGAAAUCCCCGAGCAUCGCCGGCGGAAAGCCCGCGUCGAAGGAUCUUGACGAAUCUACAGGCGUAAAGUCCAGAUCCCCCAGUAUCCCCACUGAAAAGUCUGACACAACCGGUGCCGAGAUCAAAGUCGUUGAGAAAUCUGGAGCGGUGAGUAUGGCGAGUUCGGUUAGCGACUCGGAAGAUGUACUUGGUUCGGACCGUUCGAAAGCAGCUAGCGUUGUUGGCGAGAAAGCUGAACCGAAAGGUCUCGAUGAAAGCAUCGAUGGAAAGUCUAGGUCUCCCAGCAUAACUACAAGCAAAUCAGACAUACUAUCCGGUGACGCGAGAUUGGAGCCACAAGACCGAUCACCGGAGAGCAAACAAACCUCUUUGGACGGAUCUCGAUCUCACAGCUUACACGACACCGACGAUAAGAGUUGCUCGGCCGAAUCUACAGCUGGAAGCGUGUACGAAGAGAAGUCACUCGAAAAAGAUAUCCGAGAAAAACUUGAGAAGGAGAAAGAGGAGAAGGAAGAAAAGGGAAAGGAGGCAGAAACGGGAAAAGAAAAAGAGGAAAAAGAUUCACAGGUCGAGCAGGUUGGUGCACGGAAACGUAGAAGCGCGGAUGGAAAAGAAAUACCCGAAUCAUCGUUUAAAUCGGAAGAUCCGACUAGAAUCGAAAUCGCCCCUACGAAAUUAAUCGAGAAAGAGUUGGAAACCAUCGAUGGCAUGAAAAGGGAAUCAUCCGCCGUUGCCGCGGAUGUCUCUGUUAAGAAAAAGACGGAGCAACUGGGAGAAGAGCAGGAAGAAGAUGUGGUGAAAGUGACGGCCGAGAAAAAAGCAGAUAUCGAAAAAUACAUAUUGGAGGAAUACGUAUGGAGGAAGAGGAAAAUUACAAUAUCCGUGAUCGAGAAGAUCGUGAUGACGUAUUCGGUGCCAGAAUUCGUAGUGAUGGACAUCAUAGAGACCGUUAUCGCGAAGGAGAACGUGCGGAGGGAUUCGGUUGUAGACUUUGUCAGGGACAGAGUGGACAGUCCCGAGGAGAGCGCGACAACCAAGAGGACUCCGACAGACGCUGUCGAGGAGAAGGAGGCGACGCGACACGGCACGCCGGUCGAGCGUUCGGUAGGUCAAGAUCAGGACAGAGAGCAAAGGGAUGGGAGCGCAGGCUCGAGAAGCCCCAGCGUGUGUUCCGACUUGAUCGCUUCCGAUAAAUCUACCCAAGACAGUCCCGUUCACUCCGAGCCGCACGGCCACGGAAUGAUUGCCAUUACGCUGCAGAAGAGAACGGAAAUCGAGAAACUGUUGGAAGAAGAGUUCAUUAGAAGAGCAAAGAAGAUCACGGAAGAAAUGCUGGAGGAGGUCAUUGUGAAAACACACUUGCCGCGAUACAUUAUUCUGGAGAUAAUCGAAGAGAUGAUCCUGGAGAAGAAGCUUCCGAGGGACUCGAUGAUCGACGUACAGAUUUAUCCCGAUGAGAGUUACGAGAAGGAGGAUUAUCGCGGGCAAAAGUCUCGACACGAGCUCGUCGAGGACGCUGCGAAACCGACUUACGAUUACGCCGACACGGCAACCGAGUAUUCAGAGGCGCAGGACGGUCAAGAGUUGCGCGGGUCGAUCUCGGACUAUCCGGUAAAUUACGAGAGCCAAUUUCACAAGGCAUUCGUCGGUGGAAUGACGGAAAUCCGUACAACCCACAUCACGACGCUGUCGGGGAAAUCGACGCCGGACAUCACUCGCGACGGAACACCGGAUUCAGUUUCGGAGCCUACGGCUUCCACCGUCGAAAGGGUCGAAGAGAAAUCUCUGGGAAGCAAACCAUCCGAUUCGGGUGCUUCACCGGACAAGGGGUCCGGAUCGAGUCUGGACGGUGCGACUCACGCGGCUGAGACAGUUGGCGUGUUAAAGGAAAGCAAAAUUGAAGGACUGGACGUCUCUCAGCCAGCUCCAGGCGAAUUGGACAAACCGGAGAAAUUGGAGAAGAAGGAAGACGGGUCGAGUCCUUUGCAAGGGCACGAAUCCGAGAAAAAGAUUACGACUACUGUUACCACCGAAACGAGCAGAGACGAACAAUCUGCCGGCGAUCAGUUCGACGAUCAGGUUAUAGUGAUCAAGAAAAUUGUGAAACACCAAGUGGUGGAGCAACAAGAACCUCGAGUGAUCACGGAAGUGAUCGGGCAACGCGAGACGACCACAGACGGAGAAUCUGAAACGAUCGAGAAAAUUGUGAAAAAGGAAAUAAUCGAACAGAGCGAGCCAGUAUAUAUCACGAAGGUGAUUAAGCGGGAAAUCAUUGUUUCCGAAGACGAUAUUAAAGAUGCGAAAGAUUUGGAAAGAGUAAAGAGAAUUGUAAGUGAAGGCGGAGUACCGGAGAUCGUCGAAACGAUAACCACCAAGACGAAAACGAUCGUCGUUACCGAAGAACCAACCGUGACGAUCGGCGAUUCGUCGUCUAUCGAGAAAAGUUCGAAAGGUAAAAGUUCGGCCGAAACAGCGGAACGCAGCGACAGUUCUAAAGAGGAUGCCGAAUUAACCGAGGAAACGACAGUGACCAGUAUUAAAUCGGACGAUUACUUGACAGCGGACGAGGGCAUGUCCGAUACGAAACAAGCGGCCGAUUCUAAGCGAGAAGAGGAGAAACGAAUGGAACACAAGAAAGGAGGGGAAGCAGAGGAACAAGGAGAGAAGGCGGGCGGACAGGAAAAAGUAGAACGAACGGCAGCAGAGAAAGAGGCAGAAAAGGCAGUGCAGAAGGAAAGACAACCGGCAUCUCCUCUGGCACGAGACGUCGCGACGGGCUUUAGCGGUGCCGGUGCCGCGGCCGUUCAGUCGCUCGUCUCUGGCCGAUCUACGCCAGACAGUAAGAAGGCGGAGGGCAGAUCGUUGACUGCGACACCGGAAGGUUUCCGAUCGGGCGAGGUUGUAAGGACGAUCAUUACGACGACGAAAACGGUCUCGGAUGACGGCGAGAUCGUGACCACUACCAGAGAAGUCACAGAAACGACAAACGAGAGAGGUGAAACUAUCGUUUUGGCGGAGAAGGUCGACGUUAAAGUGGACGAAUAUUUGCCUAGCAAGGAUGCGGCGGAGUCAGCGAUCAGCAGCAUCAUCGGCGGUCUAAAAUUGUCCGACUCGGAGAGCCAAGUCGAAGGUUCCGAAUCGAAGGAGGCGAGCAAACUCGGCCACGAGAAGCAAAGUGGCUCCGGUGAUGGCGACGACGAACAGUGGACGUUCUCCCAUGCGAGCGGUCGAUUGAGAUCUGCACCAGAGCCGAGCGAACGCGUCGGCAAACACGGUUCGUCGGUAGGAUUCUCCGAGGCUGCCAUGAGCGGUAGCUUUUACGGUGAACUGCCGGCCGUCCCCUCGCAAAUCAGUGCCAUGAAAACAUUCCAAGAGGACUUGGUCGACAGCGGGCGCAAGAGCAGCGGCCCGAUUCCGAUACCGAGCAGCGAUUCCGCGUCGAAAGUGUUUACCGUCGAGAAAGAAUACGCCGGCGGUUACGAGGAGAAACCGGACGCGAAGAAAUACGUGGACGAGGCAGAUCUCGAUUUCGAGAAGGCUCUGAUGGAAUCCAAGGAGAUGAAAGAGCCGCUCGACUCGCUCGCCAGAGGAAUAUCGGCGAGAUACACGAACGGCAGCGUUCGCGGCGAUGCGUCGGACGGGACGAGGAUGGUCGAAGGGGCCGAGGAUGGGAGGGAACCGGCCGAUUCGAAGAAAGAUCCCCUGGACGGUUGGGGAACCCCUCUCGGCCUUCCGUCGCCGAAACCACCGCGCAAGUUCAACUUGAAGAGUCCAGCGAUCCAGUCCGGAAACACAGCCGAGAUGGUCGCGGACGCGAGACAACAGUUCGAUACCAUCAACGAGUGGGGUGAACCGCUCAGGCUGCCCUCUCCCGCGCUGGUUCCGGUCAGCAAUGAGCUCUCGAACAAGGGUGCUCCGAGUACACCGCGCAAGGAGAAGAAACAAGCGAGGAAGGUCUUGUCCGAGAACUUGAAGAAUAAGAAACGCUCGGAGAGUCCCGGCAAGAACGAGAAGAAGAUCAAAGACUCGAAGAACAAGAUUCAACCUGUAUACGUGGAUCUGACGUACGUGCCCCAUCACGGGAAUUCCUAUUACACGUCGCUGGACUUCUUUAAGAGAGUACGCGCGAGGUAUUACGUGUUCAGUGGCACAGAACCAAGCAGGGAAGUCUACGACGCGUUACUGGAGGCCAAGAAGACUUGGGAAGACAAAGAUCUCGAGGUGACCAUAAUACCGACCUACGACACGGAUACACUGGGCUGUUGGGUGGCCGACAACGAGGAGGCUCUCGACGCAAAUCACAUUGAUCUCUCGCCCUCGGCAUCCCGAUGUACGAUCAAUCUUCAGGACCACGAGACUAGUUGCAGUGCCUACAGACUCGAAUUCUAGGGAUUGGCAGCCUGCUCAGCCGUAAUAGUUGAGUUCUGAGCGGUGUCCAGAAUAUGCAUCACCAUAGUUUAGUUUCUGGACUCGGUUCCUUGCAAAUAGAGAUCAGGCAAACUCGAUACCACCCUCGUUAUUACCACUUACCGUCCCUAUCGAUUCCGUUAGCCAACGACUUCUCUCGACCUGUGGACAUCGUUGAGGAGAGGCUACCCUGAGAACUCGGCUCAAUUUCGUUUCGUAGUCGAUUCGCGAUUCAGCUUCCGAGGUUUAUUCUGGACAAGAAAAGUGUCAGAACCGAUACCUCUACGCCUUAUUUUGGCCAGUAUGUUGAUUCGAUCGAAUCUUUUCUCUUUUUUCCCCGUAUUACUCUUCUCCUUGAUAAACGAUCGAAACGAUCAAGGAGAUUUUCCGGUUCCUACUCUCUUCGAGCAUGAUCCUUUGAAGCAUUUCAUUUUCAAUGUUCCGUUCAUCUCUAUGUCUUCGGUCUAUCGAUGAGAACACGAAACGCACGUGUGCGUGUGUGUUUGAAAUGAAGCAAGAACAGCAAGAAAGACAAGAUGUAGUCUAUUGUAUUUUAGAUGCAUUCUACAGUUGAAUAACGUUAAUUCAAAGCCUCUCCUCUGCAUCGUGAAUGACACGAAAUUUUUCAACAAACGAUUUACAAUUAUCGACCCAGACAAGAACGGAACGACAAAUCGAUGAGGUUUAAUGACCGCGGCCGAGGAACGAGUGAGAGGAGAGUGAAAGGAAAAGCGAAGGAAAAGAGGAACAGGGGAAGGUAGAGAGCCAACAAGGUCGGAGGGGAAGGGUAUUGUGAAUAAUUUCGAAUUGUUCGAAACGAGACGAUACGGUAGGUUGACUCGCGGUUGAAUCUCGGAGAAGCGUUUUAUCGAUUCUGACCAAGAAGCGAACAAUGAUCGCGGACAAUGAUGUACUACCCACCACUGACAGACGAACGGUGAAAAGUGGAAUUUACCAAAAGCCUUUGCUACCUUUGUUACAGCGAGAAAAGUACUGUAUCGAGAAAAGUGUGAGCCACCGACAAUAUCCAUCCAAUGGACAAAGUCCAGGUUCGUCCGACUGCAGGACGGCGCGUUAAAGAGCUGAUUGUUCCGCCUCUAUCCUCCGCCCUGUCAUCAUUGAUCCGUUUGUAGAUAUUUUUUAGAAAGGAAACAUGAUUCAUUUACAGGAAACGAAAUCCAAAGUACUGGGGAUGAGAAGAGUUUCAAUUUCAAAUGCGCACUACGUUGAAAGUAGAGUUCAACUAUAAUUACGGUACCACCCGACGGGGUUGCCGAUCGUGAGAAUUAUGUAAGAUUUAUUUGUUCACCGAACGAAUACAAAUAUAUGUGUGCGAGUGUAUGUAUGUAUGCCUGCUGUCGAAACAAGCCUCGGAACUUGGGUAGUUCCGGGACUUGGAGAGCAACAUUAAAAAUACUCGAUUCACUGCUUUUAUCGCGUCAGAGUUUCUAGUCUAUUCUACGAAGGGAGAAACGUCGGUGUUCAGCCACGAUACGAAAACAAAUUGAAAGUCAUGCUAAUUUCCCUGGUUAAUCGCGUGUUUCUUUGUUGCGCGGAAACUUCAAGUAAAGAUGGAACACGUAAAAGUCCAGUGUCUAGCAAGGAACAAUUGCGCGAAGAUAUUGUUCGAACGGUGAUGACGAUAUUAAUAACGACGAGAAUCAAGAUGGUGACGACAACGACGACAACUGCUACUACUAUUACUAUUACCACAACUAUUACCAUUACUAUUAUCAUUACUAUUACCAUUACUAUUACUACUACUACUACUACUACUACUACUACUACUACUACUACUACUACUACUACUACUACUACUACUACUAUUACACGGUGAACUUGAUAAUGAUGAUUCUGAUGAUGACAACAUAGUUGCAUACUUUCACGAUGCUGGUGAUGUUGGUGAUGAAAGUAUCGAGGAUGAUGAUUACGAUCCCAUUUCACGAGAAAGAUUCGAUAAACCGGAAUAUCGCGGAUACACUGGAACAAUUUUGCACGUAUUUCAAGUGAAAACAUCCAAAUUGAAACAAAGCCUAAUUUCCACGUACACGAUUAAGCAUAUGUCUAGAAAUGCGGUGAACGCCGCGUCGAAGGUAACAAAGUACGUUCCUCGUUGUUUUCCAAUUCCAAUAGACGUACGGCGCAUCAUGUACAAAGAGGAGACACGUAUAUAGAAUGUCGGGUGAAAUAUACCUUGCGUCUGAUAAACUAACGACUCUGAUCAUUACCAGUCGAUUAACUAUGAAAGAUCAGUUUGAAGAGUACGCAAGUAAGUGUGUAAUAGUAACGAAACGGCAAUAACAAAUCUUUUCUGUAAAAUACACUAUUUACGUGCUCGAUUGUUUUACAUAUAUACAUACAUAUACAGUUUACUAUUCCACUUUCGGAAUAUUCCAAGUAUCCGAGUAGGAAAAAUCGUCGAUAAAGGAUCGAUGGAAACUGCGAUAAGAUUAGAAUGAAAAUAAUUGCAAGCAAGUCGAAUUGUCAGCCAUAGAAACGAGAAUCUCAUCUACAUUAUAUUGUUGUUAUUGAUAUUCUAAUCACUAUUAAUAUCCUCGAACCGUCGUCAUGAUAAUUAUGUGAUACCUGACAAUGAACAAUUUUAUCAUCGUUGCUGUCGAUACUAUUGAUUAAUCGCUAUCAUUCUUUAUUAUUGUUAUUACUAUUACUAUUACUAUUAUUACGACAAUCACCGUCAUCAUCAUCAUCGUCGUCGUCAUCAUCAUCAUCGUCACUGUUAUAUAUCACUACUUGUUUCUUUUCCUUCUGAUUGUUAUUAUUAUCAUGUAUCAGUCCUCAACGUAAACGUUUACGACGAAACCAUUAUUGCUGUUGGCUUUAUUACCAUUAUUAUCAUCCACCGUAACUACUACUAGCGGUGUUAUAUUGUUGUUGUCAUUUUCGUCGCUACCGUCACAAUUAUCAUUAUCAUUGUCGUCAUUAUCUGUCGCUGAUCGUGAAGUAUAUCUUUACUCGAGGAAGCAAAGUUAGAAGCGUAAAUGUAUGAUGACGAUGAAGCAUGUACCUAUGUAUUUAUGUAUUAUUUAUUAACGAGUAAUAAAGACCAGCUAUUUAGGUAGGAUGUUAAAAUUAUGAAAUUGAAUUUAACAGAAAUAAAGAAACUAAUAAAUGAAAUGAAACUAUACACGAUUGAUGGAAAGAACACAGACGAGUGGAGAUACACGCCUAUUAGUUUACGUAAAAAAGUAAAGAGGGACGAAUUUAAAAUGAGGAGAAUGGAAAAAGGAAAAGUAUAAAUAUUAAAAACGAGCUUUCACUAAACAGUUUAGAUAAACGUACGUACGACGAUGAGAGGGAAAUGAGAAUAUGCGUAUAUCCGUAUAGUAAACAUACACACAGAACGGAACAGAACAGAACAAAACAGAACAAAACAGAACAGAACAAUAAAAGAGACAAAAA